Messenger RNA from Gracilinanus agilis (Agile Gracile Mouse Opossum), 4351 nucleotides. It is a transcript of the gene DENND2B, whose product is annotated as DENN domain containing 2B. NCBI's taxonomy places the organism in Eukaryota, Metazoa, Chordata, Mammalia, Didelphimorphia, Didelphidae. The record is from RefSeq and is a predicted model, not a curated record. The transcript has 21 exons. Gene Ontology annotation, biological process: positive regulation of ERK1 and ERK2 cascade.
AUUCAAGGAAAGCAAAAAAAGGAUAUUGGUGGACUAACUCAACGAACUAUCCUUCCAACUGCGUUUCAUGAUGACCAUGAGAGACUGUCCAGGCUCUGCCUCCUGCACCAUGAGCGCUGCCUGCACUGACUAAGCCAUCCCCAGGACCCCCGGCGGGCAGCAGAGGACUUGGAUUCACGGAGAGCCGAAAUGACCAUGACUGCCAACAAGAAUGCCAGCAUCACCCACGGAGCUGGAGGCACUAAGACACCUCGGGAGACCCUGGGCCGGUCUCAGUCAGUUUCUCCCCCUCCAGUGCUCUCUCCCCCAAGAAGCCCUUCCUGCCCUCUCAGCCACAGUGAAAACCCAGCCAGCAGUUCCCCCCCUGGCCCUGGCUCCCAACUACUCCUCAAGGACUGGAGCCCCCAGGCCGCCUCGCCCGACAGCCCCCCUGAGCCGCCCCUGGACAGCCAACCCUCUAGCCAGCCGGUUGAGGCUGCUAGCGUGGGCUGCUUGGACGAUAAACUCCCGGUGUCCAAGGGAGAGGACCACAAGGAGAGCCUUCAGUGGGAGGCCCAGAAUGGGGAGGAGGUAGCCGGCCACCCGCCCCUCGCCCACAGUCCGCCGUCCCUGGGUCCCUCGGCCUGUCUGCGGAGCAUCCCGCGGGGCCGCCCCGGCACCCGCAGCCUGGGUAUCCGGGAGAAGAUCUCAGCAUGGGAAGGCCGCCGAGAGGCCUCGCCCAGGAUGAAUGUUUUUGGGGAGAAGAGGGAGGGCUCCAGGGGCGACCGGGCAGCCAGUGAGGGCUGCCCCAGCGUGUUGCCCUCCCCGUGCAGCUCAGAGAAGACCUUUGACUUCAAGGGCCUCCGGAGGAUGAGCAGGACCUUCUCAGAGUGCUCGUACCCCGAGACGGAGGAGGAGGGGGAGGCCCUCCCCGACCGGCUGGACAAACGGCCGAGCCGCAAUGAUUCCGCCGCCUUCCUCAAGGGCCACAACCGGAAGGAGAGCUCGGCCGUGCUGAGCCGGAUCCAGAAAAUCGAGCAGGCCCUGAAGGACCAGCCGGGCCGGGGGCUCCCCCAGCUUCCCAGCAGCUGCUACAGCUUGGACCGAGGAAGGAGAAAGACGACGACUCUGAGCACUCUGGGCACCUUGGACGAGUUGGCGGGGAGCGCCGGCGUGGGCGGCCGAGGAGGGGGUGCUCUGGUGGUCAGGGGUGAGGCGGGCCCGCCCCCAGACAGCGAGGGCCGUGGCCUUAGCAAACUGGAGCCCCCCCGAAGCAGUCCCACCCCCAGGGGGCUCCCCGAGAGCCCCCCAGACCCAGACGUGAACCCCGUCCCCAAACCCAAACGCACCUUUGAGUAUGAGGCUGACAAAACCCCCAAGAGUAAGCCGAGCAAUGGUCUACCUCCGUCCCCCACACCUGCUGCUCCCCCACCUCUGCCCUCCACCCCGGCCCCUCCAGUCACCAGAAGACCCAAGAAGGACUCGCGCUUCCACCGCAAGUCCCAGAGCAGAAAAUCCUUUGAAUUUGAGGAUGCGUCCAGUCUCCAGUCCCUGUACCCCUCCUCCCCCACCGAGAAUGGUACUGAGAGCCAGCACAAAUUUGGAUCCAAGAGCACUUUAGAAGAGAAUGCCUAUGAAGAUAUUGUGGGAGAUAUGCCCAAGGAGAAUCCUUAUGAGGAUGUGGACCUGAAGGGCCGGCGGACAGGCCGAAAAUCCCAGCAGCUGUCUGAGAACUCCCUAGACUCUUUGCACAGGAUGUGGACCCCCCAGGACAGGAAGUACAACAACCCGCCCCCCCAGCUCUCCCUGAAAUCCGGCACCCAGUCUUUGCGCGUCACGAAUUGGUCCGAGAGGAAGGGCCACCGGUUGCCACGGUUACCCAAGAGGCAUAGCCAUGACGAUAUGCUGCUGUUGGCCCAGCUGAGCUUGCCUUCCUCACCCUCCAGCCUCAACGAGGACAGCCUCAGCACCACCAGCGAACUGCUCUCGAGCCGCCGUGCCCGCCGAAUCCCUAAGCUCGUUCAAAGGAUCAAUUCCAUCUAUAACGCCAAGAGGGGCAAGAAGAGGUUAAAGAAGCUGUCGAUGUCUAGCAUUGAGACGGCAUCACUAAGAGAUGAGAACAGUGAGAGCGAGAGCGAUUCUGACGACCGAUUUAAAGCUCACACCCAGCGCCUGGUCCACAUUCAGUCCAUGCUGAAGCGGGCACCCAGCUACCGGACACUAGAGCUGGAAUUGAUUGAAUGGCAGGAGCGAGAGCUAUUUGAGUACUUUGUGGUGGUGUCUCUGAAGAAGAAGCCAUCCAGAAACACCUACCUCCCCGAGGUCUCCUACCAGUUCCCCAAGCUGGACAGACCUACCAAGCAGAUGCGGGAGGCCGAGGAGAGGCUCAAAGCCAUCCCCCAGUUCUGCUUCCCUGAUGCCAAGGAUUGGUUUCCUGUUUCUGAUUAUAGCAGUGAAACCUUCUCUUUCAUGCUCACGGGAGAAGAUGGCAGCCGCCGCUUUGGCUACUGCAGGCGGUUACUGCCGAGUGGAAAAGGGCCUCGCCUCCCCGAGGUGUACUGUGUCAUCAGCCGCCUUGGCUGCUUUGGCCUGUUUUCCAAGGUAAGAUGGGAUCCCCAGGGCAGAGUCGGGGAGCCCCUCCUGAGGGUCCUCCUGGACUCCCUUUUUUUCCAGCCCUUGUCCUAUGUGCACACAGCUCACCCUCUCCCUCCUUGUGGCUCUCUGUAGGUAUUGGAGCUGCGGCGCCCUAUGGACUCACGCUUGGAGCAUGUAGACUUUGAGUGUCUGUUCACCUGCCUCAGCGUCCGCCAACUCAUCCGUAUAUUUGCCUCACUGUUACUGGAACGGCGUGUCAUCUUCGUUGCCGACAAGCUCAGCACCCUGUCCAGCUGUUCCCAUGCCGUGGUCGCCCUGCUCUACCCUUUCUCCUGGCAGCAUACCUUCAUCCCUGUGCUCCCAGCAUCUAUGAUUGACAUUGUCUGUUGUCCCACUCCUUUUCUGGUUGGUCUGCUCUCCAGUUCCCUCCCCAAAUUGAAGGAGCUGCCUGUGGAAGAGGCCCUGAUGGUGAAUCUAGGAUCUGAUCGGUUCAUACGACAGAUGGAUGAUGAGGACACCCUGUUGCCUAGGAAGUUACAGGCGGCUCUGGAGCAGGCUCUGGAGAGAAAGAAUGAAUUAAUCUCCCAGGACUCUGAUAGUGACUCUGACGAUGAGUGUAAUACCCUUAAUGGGCUGGUAUCUGAGGUGUUUAUUCGGUUUUUUGUGGAGACCAUUGGACACUACUCUCUGUUCCUAACUCAGAAUGAGAAGGGUGAAAGAGCCUUCCAGCGGGAGGCCUUUCGAAAAUCUGUAGCCUCGAAGAGCAUCCGCCGCUUCCUGGAGGUUUUCAUGGAGUCCCAGAUGUUUGCUGGCUUCAUCCAGGACAGAGAGCUGAGAAAAUGUCGGGCCAAGGGCCUGUUUGAGCAACGAGUGGAGCAGUAUUUAGAGGAACUCCCUGACACUGAGCAGAGUGGGAUGAAUAAGUUUCUUCGAGGCCUGGGCAACAAAAUGAAGUUCCUUCACAAGAAGAAUUAGACCUCUUCCCUGCCACUGAGAGACUAUUUAUCAGAUUGUGCAGAGAGCCCAGUGUCCACGGAGCCAGGGCAGCAAAAGUGGGGUCUCCCUUCCCCGCUGCUGGCACAGAGUUCCUGCCUCUUCCCCGCACCCACUGACCACAGCUGCGAAGCCCCAUCCACGGCCAGGAUGUCCCAGGAUGCGUGUUUGUAAAUAAUCUGCUGCAAGCUUUCGGAACUGGUUUUGUAAUGAGCAAGGAGAAUGGUGUUAAGUAUUUGUAUAUUCCCGGGAGGACCAUGCCAUAGCAUGGAUCGAGUCUGCUUGGUGCCAACGAUUGGCCACUUAUGUGCAACUGACUGUCUCAGCCAAACCACUGACCUUUCCCUCAGAGGAGUCUGUCCCCCGGCCCAGACCUGUGGCAGAGGGACUUGGAUGCCUGAGGCCCCUGUUCCCAGUCUUGGGCCUUGGAGGGCAGGGAAGUCAUUUCAUUGGUGCAAAAGGACUGGUUUUUAUCUUACAGAGUUUCUAUUUUUCUCUAGUUUUCUUUCUAUCUCAUUUGGAAACAAGAAGGCCAGCCAGGCCACAUUUGCAGCAAGGUACUUGGCUCCUAGACACUCACGUCCGUGUCCCCAACUCUCCUCCAUUCCAAGUGAUGAUGAGCAGUGAGCUGCUGGGAGCCCCGACCCCUCCACAUUAGGACUGCAGGACACCCACUGGCCCCUGUUUGCCCUGCCCUCUGACCAGCAGCAGUGGCAAUUUGGUACAGUGUGUCCAUUCUCCCGGUGUACGGGUGUUCCCAAUAAAUGGUGUACAGUUGUCUGGG